This is a messenger RNA of Fonsecaea pedrosoi CBS 271.37, 450 nucleotides long. RefSeq lists its product as uncharacterized. Bases 1 to 450 code for a protein of 149 amino acids. Lineage: Eukaryota; Fungi; Ascomycota; Eurotiomycetes; Chaetothyriales; Herpotrichiellaceae. The transcript is spliced from 2 exons. The record is from RefSeq and is a predicted model, not a curated record.
AUGGCUUCAAAACAAGACCCCGACAGAGCGAGAAUCCAGAAAUGGCUCGAAGAUAACCACGCCGCCUCCGCGACCCUCUCGGCCUCGCACUGGUGCAACAACUUCUUCUCGUCCGACAUCGUCCUGCAAUUCGGCAACCACCCACCCGUCCAAGGCCUGGAAAACGUGCGUGACCACUUCUUCCCACCGCAACUGGCCCGCCUGGACCUGAUGGAACACUACAUCGAGUACUUCGACUAUGUGGCCCCGCGGAUCUACCAGGCCGCGCGGAUCAGGUACCGCGUCAAAGGCGACGAUCCGAGUGGGAAGGACGAUGUGGAAAUUCCGGGCUUCGCGACGUUUUACGUUAGGGAGAAGGAAGACGGAGGACUGAUCUGCUACCGUAUGGAAGUAUUCAUCGAUUCGAGGCCGCUGGAGAAGAGGUUGCAGGAAGUCUUCAAAGGCGAAUAA